CAAGUGCUGUGUUCCCACAGUCGUAUAUAUAUACACCCAGUGUAGCCCAUGAUCUAUCUUCCAGUUCUAUUUCAGUUUGGUCUUUCUCCAGUAGUAAUGAGGUGUAUUGUAGCGGUGUUGCUGCUGGUGGCUGUGGCAUGCAGCAGAGCUGAUGAUGAUAAGAUCAUCGGUGGGUACGAGUGUCGACCUCACUCUCAGCCCUGGCAGAUUUAUCUAACCUACGAUGAUGGUGAGCGCUGGUGUGGUGCUUCUUUGAUCAAUGAGAGAUGGGCAGUGUCGGCAGCGCACUGUUACGUCCCGGCCCAUCGUCUCGCUCUGCACCUGGGAGAGCACCACAUCUUCGAAGACGAGGGCACAGAGCAGAGGAUCUGGGCAGAGAAGGUCAUACCCUAUCCCGCCUACGACGAUUACACCUACGACCACGACUUCAUGCUGAUCAAGCUGAGCCAGCCUGCUGUUUUCAAUCAGUACGUGCAGCCGAUUCCACUGGCCACCACAUGUGCAAGAGAUGGGGAGCAGUGCUUGGUGUCUGGAUGGGGUAAUCAGAUCACCACUGGAGUGAACUAUGCGUCUGUACUGCAGUGCCUGGAUUUACCCGUGGUCUCACGCUCAGACUGUGAAGCUGCUUAUCCAAACCAGAUCACUAAGAACAUGUUCUGCGCUGGAUUCCUGGAGGGAGGCAAAGAUUCAUGCCAGGGAGACUCCGGUGGUCCUCUGGUGUGUAACGGGCAGCUGCAGGGCGUCGUGUCCUGGGGGUAUUACUGUGCUGCUCCUGGUUAUCCUGGUGUUUAUGCUGAAGUCUGUCGCUACACUGACUGGAUCAAAAACACCAUUGCCAACAAUUAAGAGGGAAAAAAUUGUCUUGAAGACAAACAGCAAAUCUUUCAGUAUGUGUACAAUAUCUUCUUCAGUUUGGACCUCAAAUAAAUGUAUAUAAUGAAGCAAAACAA
This is a messenger RNA of Astyanax mexicanus (Mexican tetra), 950 nucleotides long. Its product is annotated as serine protease. The transcript is spliced from 5 exons. The coding region runs from base 49 to 846 and encodes 265 amino acids. The record is from RefSeq and is a predicted model, not a curated record. Gene Ontology annotation, molecular function: serine-type endopeptidase activity. Gene Ontology annotation, biological process: proteolysis. NCBI's taxonomy places the organism in Eukaryota, Metazoa, Chordata, Actinopteri, Characiformes, Acestrorhamphidae.